AGCAAAAUCCUGCGUCCGUAAUUCGCUCUGAUAAAAUGACGACGGCCCUUGCUAAGAGAGGGGACAGUGUCAAUUCCGUCCAUUGCGACUGAACGGUCAUAAUAAUCACUUUUUGAAUUCUACCCAUCCUCGCACCUUUUUCCUCUAUUGUGCCUCUCUCCGUAUACUUUUUCCUUGGCCCCAAAGUCUUCCUUUCUUCAUCAUCCCCAUUUCACCAAACCCGAAGCUCACAGGAACCACACCUGUUCACCAAUGGCGGAUUGGAGCCCUUACACUAAGAACCACUUCCCAUUUUCUGAGCCGAACGCACCAAUCCAACCAUCCCGCAGAACCCAAGGUAAAUCCUUCACAAACUUCCUCUGCAAAUCUCUCUUCUUGGCGCUCUUCCUCAUUCUUCUCCCACUUUUCCCUUCACGAGCUCCUGCAUUUAUCAACCAAACAUUUCUUACCAAGUUCUGGGAGCUUCUUUACCUCCUCUUCAUCGGCAUUGCUGUAUCAUAUGGCUUGUUUGGUCGAAGAAAUGUCGAACUGAGCAUCGAUGAAACUCAAUCAAAUUUCAAUAUUUCCCAGUCUUCUGUGUCUAGGAUGUUUCAUGUUUCUUCUAUUUUCGAAGAUGGUUUUGAAAAUCCAAGUGGGCCUGAUGAAAGCAGUCUCAUUAAUAGCUGGAAUUCUCAGUACAUUGGGAGUGAGCAUAUUAAUAGUUGCAAUCGUAGCAGUGGUGUUGGGGAAAAGUGUAAAAGCCGAUAUGGGCACGAUCAGAACAAUGUGGUUCAAGCUUGGAAUUCUCAGUACUUUCAAGGUGAACCUAUGGUGGUAGUCGCUCAACCGAAUUAUAGUGUAGAGGAAUGGGGCAAAACCGCAUCCCUGAUUGAUCAUAAGCCGUUGGGAUUGCCCGUUAGGAGCUUAAAAUCGAAGGUGAGAAAGCUAGACUGUCCCGAGUUUAUAAGUGGAAGUGAAUCUGGGUCCGGUUCAGAUGGUUCAUCUAGGUCUGAUAGAAGCAGAAGUGGGGAUUUAGAUCCUAUGAAUUUGGAGCAGAGGUUUAAUGAAGCUGCUGCUGCGGCUUCACCAAUUCCAUGGCGUUCGAGAUCUGUAAGGACGGAAACGAGAAAUGAAGCAGGGGAUGUGAACCUCCCUACGCAUUUCAGGCCUCUCUCGGUUGAUGAAACUCAAUUUGAGUCGCUCAAAUCACGGUCUUUCAGGUCCACAGGAUCUUUCUCAUCCCAAAGUAGUUCAAUCUCUUCCUCAAGCUCUAUUUCCUCAGAGUUACCAAACUCGAUGACGGAAGAUUUGGGAAAAAAUAAGAGCUUUCUUGGGGCUUUUCGUGAGGCUUCACCAUCACCACCAAUACCAAGAAAUGGAAAGGCUUCGUCGAAUGCACUUCGUUCUCGGCAUUGCAGUAGUGGUUCUGUAUCUGGAUCCAUCGGUCGUGAGGCUUCACCAUCACCACCAAUACCGAGAAAUGGAAAGGCUUUGUCGAAUUCACUUCAUUCUCGGCAUUGUAGUAGUGGUUCUGUAUCUGGAUCCAUCGGUCGUGAGGCUUCACCAUCACCACCAAUACCAAGAAAUGGAAAGGCUUUGUCGAAUUCACUUCAUUCUUGGCAUUGUAGUAGUGGUUCUGUAUCUGGAUCCAUCGGUCGUGAGGCUUCACCAUCACCCCCAAUACCAAGAAAUGGAAAGGCUUUGUCGAAUGCACUUCAUUCUCGGCAUUGUAGUAGUGGUUCUGUAUCUGGAAGGGAUACUUUUAGAAACUCAGAAGAUGAGUUAAAGGAAAAGGGUAGGAGUAGAAGAGAGGAUCCAUCGGAUAGUGAGGACUGCAGGACGGAUUGGUUGAAAUCGAAAAUGAAUCCCGCAAGCCCCACAAAGGCUCUUUUAAGGGGAAAAUCAGUGAGAACAAUUAGAGCUAGUGGACUGACUGCAGGUGGAAUAAAAAAGGAAGAGAGACGUCAAAACCAAAAUAAUGACAAGGCUGAAAAGAGGCAUCAAAAUUUGGAUGAGGCAUGUAUGAGAAAAGAUAAAACCAAAGUUGGACUUGACGAUUGGAUGAUUGGCUCCAGUGAGCAACAUAUUGAUAACUUGUGCCCUAUGCCAAAGGCAACAUUCUCAGAGUUCCACAAGAAAGAAAAGGAAGAAUUCUGUGAGAAUUUAGCUGCAGGUUCUGAAAAUGACUUGCAGUGUGAGCGUGAAAACUUUGAAGUAAGCUCAGAUGAAUAUGAUGUGUCUGGUUCUGUCAACGAUUCUGUACCAUCCUCUGAUGAGGUUGAUAAGAAGGCUGAUGAGUUUAUCGCUAAGUUUAGAGAGCAGAUCAUGCUUCAAAAAAUGGCAUCAAUUGAAAGAUCAAGAGGGCUACAGAUGGGCAGAAACCGUUUUAGGUGAUACAAAAGCAUAUGCUGCAAUAUAAAUUUAUAAAAAAUGAGGGAUAUGAAGUUCAUGAUUCUUCUUAUAAUCUUCUUUAUCUUGGUCUCUCAUCAAUCUAUGCUUUUUACUUCUAUUGCACUUGGUUAUUCACAUAUUUACAAUUUAUUUGUGAUAGAGCUUCCAUAACUUUAUAUCUAGAAACUCUAUGGGUGAAGAGUUACAGUAUGUGUAUUUGUAUGCCUUCUAAUCAUGCUGUGUGAGUAUAGUAAAUCGGAAAACGUCAUUAGUUCUGCAUUCA
Molecule: messenger RNA, 2653 nt
Organism: Carya illinoinensis
Lineage: Eukaryota; Viridiplantae; Streptophyta; Magnoliopsida; Fagales; Juglandaceae
Exons: 1
Coding region: 253-2373 (706 amino acids)
Source: RefSeq, a predicted model, not a curated record